This is a messenger RNA of Rangifer tarandus platyrhynchus (Svalbard reindeer), 903 nucleotides long. NCBI's taxonomy places the organism in Eukaryota, Metazoa, Chordata, Mammalia, Artiodactyla, Cervidae. The record is from the annotation of a GenBank genome assembly.
AUGCCUCGUGGACCCCCGCCCCUGACCUCGAUCCGCUUCCCGGAUCGGGCAGGGAGACCUCCGAGGUCGGGCAGGCUCCUGGACGAACCGGGCGUGGUGGGGCCGGGAGAGGAGGGGGUGAUGGCCGGCGGGUGGGACGCCUCGGUUAGUCCACCCCCUCUGCCUGCUGCUCCCGGCCUGUUUCCCCGGGAGAACCGGGCGCAGAGCGCGCCUCUCGAAACUCGGGUACCACUGCGCAGCGUCGUGCUGCCCCCUGCUGGCCUCGGGGCCGAAUGUCGGCCGAGCAGUGAGGCCUUGGGGCUGCAGCAUCGAGGCCGGCAGAGGAACGAACGUCCCGGGUCCUGGCCGCCCCAGGCGAGGCCACCAAGCACCCCGUCCCCGCGUCCUCUCCCCGCGGGGCCGGAGGCCGCGGGCAGCCAUCUUCCAGGCGAACUGGGGCCCUGGCCAGCAGCAUUUCCCGGCGGCCUCCUCCCUCGCUCCGAGCGGCAUGACCUCAUCGGGAAGCCAUUCCGGAAAGGAGCUGCAGAGCCCCUGGGAGUGGGAGUGGAGUGGAGCUUUCCAAGGGCCCUCCUGGCAGCCUCCGGUGCCAGACCAGGGCGGGCGUCACGCCUCCGGGUGUCUGCCUGCCGGGCGACCGCUGGGAGGGCAGCUGGCUUUUGUCAGCUCUUCGGGGUGACCGGGCCAGGCGGGAGCAGGCAGGCAGCAGCGCACUGGCCCCGGGGCUGGCUGGCUACCUGGCGGGUGGAGGAAGGCUUUCAAGAGCCAGAACCGAAGGACUGGACGGGAGGGGAAGCCGGGCCCAAGCUGGUGGCAGAGGCCUUGGCUCCCCCUCAUCCAGCACCUCUCCCUCCGAGUUCUCGCCCUCCCCCGCCCGUGGCCCCAAGGAGCAGUGGACAUGAGUGA